Messenger RNA from Callorhinchus milii (elephant shark), 1937 nucleotides. It is a transcript of the gene pgm2, whose product is annotated as phosphoglucomutase 2. The record is from RefSeq and is a predicted model, not a curated record. The transcript is spliced from 14 exons. Lineage: Eukaryota; Metazoa; Chordata; Chondrichthyes; Chimaeriformes; Callorhinchidae. Gene Ontology annotation, molecular function: magnesium ion binding; phosphopentomutase activity. Bases 25 to 1845 code for a protein of 606 amino acids. Gene Ontology annotation, biological process: carbohydrate metabolic process; purine ribonucleoside salvage.
GCGGCGGUUGGAGGAUCCGGACGUAUGGCGGUGAGCGGAGACCCGCGGCUGAGCCAAGCCGUCAGCCAGUGGCUGCAGUGGGACAAGAAUGCCAAAACAAUAGCAGAAGUCCAGCAGUUGGUGGCUGAUGGGAAGGUUAAAUUGCUGCGUGAAUAUUUUGGGUCAAGGAUGGUGUUUGGAACAGCAGGACUCCGGUCAAUGAUGGCACCAGGAUUUUCUCAUAUUAAUGACCUUACAAUUAUUCAGACAACCCAGGGGUUGUGCAGAUACCUGGAAAAAUCAUUCCCAGAUUUACAAACCAGAGGUGUAGUGAUUGGAUUUGAUGCACGUGCUCACCCUUCCAGUGGAAGCAGCAGCGAAAGAUUCGCCAGACUUUCUGCCACUGUACUGAUUAGCCAGAAGAUUCCUGUACAUCUUUUCAGUCAGAUAACACCAACCCCCUUUGUGCCAUAUACAGUGUCUCAACUGAAUUUGUGUGCUGGAAUCAUGGUAACAGCAUCUCACAACCCAAAACAGGAUAAUGGUUACAAGGUGUAUUGGUCUAAUGGAGCCCAGAUUAUUCCACCUCAUGACCAAGAAAUCUCCAAGGCUAUUGUUGAAAAUUUAGAGCCAUGGUCACAGUCGUGGGAUGACAAACUUGUUGACAGCAGUACACUUAUUAAGGAUCCUUAUCAGAGUAUGAAUGAAAAAUAUUUUCAGGAUCUUCAGAAACAUUGCUUCCACAGGAACAAAAAUAAGGAAACAAAACUGAAAUUUAUCCAUACGUCUCUGCAUGGAGUUGGACAUGAAUUUGUACAGUCGGCUUUCAAAGCAUUCGACUUUGCUCCUCCUAUUGCAGUUCCAAAGCAGAAAGAUCCUGAUCCAGAAUUCACAACAGUCAAAUUCCCAAAUCCUGAAGAGGGCAAAGAUGUCCUGAAAUUAUCUUUCUGCUUGGCUGAGAAAGAGGGAGCCACAGUCAUUUUAGCAAAUGACCCAGAUGCCGAUCGACUUGCUGUAGCUGAGAAGCAGCAACGUGGGGAGUGGAAAGUGUUCUCUGGCAAUGAGCUGGGUGCCUUGUUGGGCUGGUGGAUUUUUAACUGCUGGAAAAGCCUACAUCCUGAAAAGGAUGAUGUGAAAAAUGUGUACAUGAUGGCCAGCACUGUUUCCUCAAAGAUCCUCAGGGCAAUUGCACUAAAGGAAGGAUUCCAUUUUGAGGAAACCUUAACUGGAUUUAAAUGGAUGGGGAGCAGAGCCAAAGAACUUGUGGAUCAGGGCAAGACUGUGCUUUUUGCCUUUGAGGAAGCUAUAGGUUAUAUGUGCAGUGAAUCUGUCCUGGAUAAAGAUGGUGUCAGUGCUGCUGCAAUUGCUGCUGAAUUGGCCAGUUAUUUGGCAACCAAGGAUCUCACCUUGACUCAGCAGCUCAAAGCAAUUUAUGAAGAAUAUGGUUAUCAUCUCACAAAGGCUUCGUAUUUCAUCUGCCAUGACCCUGAAACAAUUCAACGUUUGUUCAAGAAACUAAGAAACUAUGAUGGAGAGAACCAAUACCCGAAACAUUGUGGCAAAUUUGAAAUCUCAGAUGUUCGAGAUUUAACCACUGGCUAUGACAGCAGCCAACCUGAUAAAAAAGCCAUCCUUCCGACCAGCAAAAGCAGCCACAUGAUUACCUUUACAUUUGCCAAUGGAUGUGUAGCCACCAUAAGAACAAGUGGGACAGAACCCAAAAUCAAGUACUACGCUGAACUAUGUGCACCUCCUGGAAACAGUGACCCAGAGCGGCUGAAGGAGGACCUCAAUGAUUUGGUCAAUGCUUUGGUGAAAUAUUUCUUCCAACCAGAUGAAAAUGGUUUGAUAUCUCAAUCUCCCUGAAGCCUUUCUGAAUUUUUCCCACACCUGUUGAUUUAAUAUUAAGUUGUUGUUAAUGUUAAUUAGGAUACAGUUACUUAUUGAAUUAUGAAUGU